AUGAGAGGCAGAGCUCCAGAGCUCAGAUUCCCGAGAGUUCCUGGGAAAGGUGUCAAAGACAGAAUCUCAGGAGCACCAUCGAAAUCGUGUGCUGCGGUUUACUCAUGUAGGAUUGACUACAGAUUGCAAAUGACACACCGUGUGGAUCGCACGGAGUGGGCUGUGGUGAGUGUCUCUUACCAAAAUCCAGUUAUAGAAACUCGUGCGGGCUCCUUAUCAACCCUGCUCAAAGGAAAGCUGCCCAAAUUAAAUUCCCUAGAAAGUGGCUUGACUCACAUAGCAGACAUGCUGGCGAGGAUCGCUACCACUGAACGAGGUUUAUCACUCCUGCUUUAUGACAGAAAUCUUGUCUCGGCCGAGGGUGAAAAUAUUUCAGCUGCACAUGUAGUUGUGCAGUUUACCCAGAGGCUGUUGGCAAAAGAGCUGCAUGUGUUCAGCGAGCUGGAGAUUCCUCUCGCCGUGAGCGGGCACCUCAUCUUUGUCUGUCGACAGAUGUACAACACCUGCGAGGGGCUGCAAGUUCUUCGGCCAUACAGCCUACAUGAGUGCAUUGCUAAAGCCUGGAGAAAGACAAGCUCAAUGUCGGAGAGAGUUCCCACUCCUGUUCCUGGAGCUCCCCCAGCGAUCACUUCUCCAGGAGCUGAGCCAGAGCGUGUGGUGGCCUGGGAAGAGAUGGCUCUGGACAAUCUGCUGAAUUUUUCUGCCACACCAAAAGGACUGCUGCUCCUCCAACAGACUGGAGCCAUCAAUGAGUGUGUCACCUACAUGUUCUCAAGAUUCACCAAAAAACAUUCCGACUACAGGUCAGCAGGUGUGAGAUAUGUUUGGUUAUGUGGUGUGAUGGUGACCCAAGUGGCCUAUACAGGCCCCGGCAGUGGUGUGCUCUUUGCAAAGCUCAGUAGUGUUGCUUGUUGUUUGUUUUCCUGUGUAAACACUUCUUUAUUCCAUCUGUGCUCAUCCAGGCUCUUGAGCUUGCUGUGCUGUAACCUGGAUUAUUUUCUUCUGCUGGAGUCUCAGUAUAAUCUCUCUGAGUUACUGCUGCAGGGUCAGAGGGACAAUGUCACAGAGCCAGCCCUCAGUUGAAGGUGAAUUAUCAUCAUCGAUGGACUGUCUGUGGAAAGAAACCAUGUUCUAGUUCGAAUCGGUUCAGUUGGUGGUCCAUCUGAGAGAAGACUUCCUCCCAGAGCCCUGCAGAAAGGAAUGACCCCUUACCCAUGGCCAAUAGUGUCCACAUACCCUCUGCCUAAGUAUUAUAUCCUCGACGUGCCCAAGACUCUCCGCACUAAACAGGAGUCAGAGAUCAGUGCUUUCUUGGCAUCAUCUAAGGAAACAGAGAGAGAUGCUAGCUGGAUGGAUGACUGCAGAAGACAGUUCUGCAUCAUGGCUACAAACACUCUCACUGGAUAUGUACUUGCUGAUCUGUUGGAGAGGGUCGUGCUGCAUCUCUCAUCUUCAUCCACUGACUGCUUCUUUCCACCGGCAGAAUAUAAAGUGGUGGACCACAGUGUAAAGACUCGAAGCCUGUCAUCUGUGGAGCAGUUAGGUGUGGGGAUAUCCCUCAGGUAAUACAGUAUGGCAAAGUUCCUGAAGCUAUUGAGAGAAGAUUCAGAGCAGGAUCUGUGUCUUGUGCUCAAGCACUGCCAGGAGUUCCUCUCUCUAACAACGAGUCAAUCCUGUUUUCAGGAUGGUUAUCCUGGUCAUGAUUGGUUUGCCUCCACAGUUUUUCUGCUCAUGCAUGGCGACGUGGGUCGUUCUCUGAGUCUGCUCUUACGUUUCUCCCGUCUGUUACCGUCUGCCUUCCUGUGGCCCCCGAGACUGCACAGCUCUGUACAUCUCCCUAUAGAGAUCGCUCAGUCAGGCAUUCAUCCAAUCUCCUGCACCGCUCAUUACGUCGAGAUGUUGCUCAAGGCCGAGGUUCCUCUGGUUUUUGCUGCCUUCAGGAUGUCUGGCUUCACUCCCCUCUCAGGUGCUAUCUGUAUUCAGUGGCUUGGCCAGUGCUUCUGGAACUACCUGGACUGGCCUGAGGUCUGUCAAUAUGUAGCCAUAUGUGUUAUCAUGGGACCAGAUUACCAGGUGUACAUGUGCAUCUCUGCCCUCCGUCACCACCUGCAGCAGGAUAUCUUGCAGCACACACAGACACAGGACCUACAGGUCUUUCUUAAGGAGGAACCAAUCCACGGCUCAGGGUGAGUAAAUUACCUGGAGUACAUGGAGGGGCUGGAGCGCAACUACAGAUCCCUGGUGCUCUCGGACAUGAGGAGCAUCUUACCAAGGAGCAGCUAGAAGGAAACA
Messenger RNA from Cyprinus carpio (common carp), 2292 nucleotides. Its product is annotated as TBC1 domain family, member 32. The record is from RefSeq and is a predicted model, not a curated record. Lineage: Eukaryota; Metazoa; Chordata; Actinopteri; Cypriniformes; Cyprinidae. Gene Ontology annotation, biological process: non-motile cilium assembly.